ACCAUUCUAAUAAGUGCGCACUCAUGCCAUGUCCGCUUUCCGUUCUUGGCAGACUGUUGUAGCUGUAGCCUGCAUGAUGGCUCUACUGCAUCCUAGCACUACGAAUCAGUGCAAAGAGGCUGCAGAAACGUUGUGCCACGAAGGGGAGGGCGCCAAUCCAGGCUGGGAUCAGCAGCUGGUGGUAUACAGUCCCCCGCAGUUUCUGCAGCCGCUACAGCAGAAGGAGAGGAGGGUGGAGUUUGCUAGUCGGGAGUGGAUCAUACAGCAAGACUGGGACAGUAUUGGAGUCGCUGCUGUUGUGUGGGAGCCGGCUCUGGCACUGUGUCGCUAUCUGGAGGAAGAUGGUGCUCAACUAGUGAGAGGAAAGAGAGUGAUAGAGUUGGGGGCUGGGACUGGGCUGGUUGGUCUAGUGGCUCAUGGUCUUGGAGCACAUAGUGUGGAUGUCACUGACCGAAACACCGGACCCGCUGAACGUAACCUAAAACUGAACUCCCACAAUCUUGACCCCCUGAGACCCGUCGCUGUGCGUCAACUGAGCUGGGGACAAGACGUCGCCACGUUCCGGCCACCCUACGACGUACUGCUAGCCGCCGACGUGGUGUACAUCGAGGACAGUUUCCCCGUCCUGAUCCAGAGUAUGGCUGACCUGAGUGACAACAGGACAACGGUGCUGCUGUCCUGCAAGUACCGCUACAAGAGAGACUCGAGGUUCAUGGAGAUGCUGCGGGAGAGGUUUAUGGGGAUGACUGUGUGGACUAGUGGAGACCUCUCCAUCUACAGCUUGAGGAAAAAGCUUAAUGUCGUACUCUCACAAUCACACUUAAUAUAUACCUGUUUCAAAAAUCAUUUCUGCAUUUGUGCGAUCUUAAUCCCGCGAUCUUAUUCCAGGCAGGCUGAAAAAUGUGUUAGGAAGCGGAGCACAUGUAAGAAGGGUUCUAUCAUACCUUUGCAAUUUGAACCAACCACUUUCACAUGUAUAGUUACUUUCCACUGGACCACUAACACUGUCUGUGCUGCACAAUUAUGUAUAUAUAUAGGCAGCAACGUGAUAGAGUAUAUACUGAAGCUGGUGACACUGUAAGUGACUGCAGAGUAAUAUUAUUAUUAUGAAGUUGGUAUAAAUGACCAUCUAUUGGGGAGAGUUAUAUACCUAAUGGUGGUGGGUAUAAAAGAAACGUGUGAGGUGACGGAGUAAUUACGUAUGUGACUGCCAUGAAAAGACGGAGGGAAGUCCUAAAUCGGUGGCGAGAGCUUCUUGAAGUGGUUACCAGUCCUAAUUGUCGUCAUAGUUGAAGUUGUCGUAGAAGUGGCUCCGCAGCUGUUGCAGUUGGUUAUGCUGACGGACACACCACGAGAUGGUGGGAUACAGCAGACAAUGCAGACUCCGAAACCUAGUGAUAGGGUAGGGAUUGCUGGCAGCAGUCUCUCUGUCCACACGGGCAGUGUUUUGUAUUAACAUUCCAUAAUGCUCUUAGGACACACUCAAAGACGGUAUGCCAACUAAUGAUUGGUAAUGAUGUAAGACGGAUCGGAUACAUGA
Messenger RNA from Geodia barretti, 1540 nucleotides. The record is from the annotation of a GenBank genome assembly. NCBI's taxonomy places the organism in Eukaryota, Metazoa, Porifera, Demospongiae, Tetractinellida, Geodiidae.